Orycteropus afer afer is the source of this 654-nucleotide messenger RNA. Its product is annotated as testis-specific H1 histone. The record is from RefSeq and is a predicted model, not a curated record. Bases 1 to 654 code for a protein of 217 amino acids. Lineage: Eukaryota; Metazoa; Chordata; Mammalia; Tubulidentata; Orycteropodidae. The transcript has a single exon.
AUGCUCAGGGGACCACCGAGGGGAGUUCCGCCUUCCGUGCUCAAAGUAUCCCACCUACUGCUCCAGGCCAUCAGCACACACAGAGGACUAACUCUGUCUGCUCUCAAAAAGGAACUCCGCGAUGCUGGCUACGAAAUGCGCAGGAAGAGUGGCCACUGCUUGGGCAAGAAGUCCAGGCCUGAGAUUAAGGGCAUGUUCCUCCGAGUCAGCGGCAGCGACGCUUCGGGGUACUUUAGGGUCUGGAAGAUUCCCAGGUCUAAGAGGAAGCCAGGACACCAGAGGUUGAAAGAGAGCUCCCGCUCUCCUAGGAGGAUCCCACGCCGGCCCGGGAGUCCACCAAGGCGCCGCCCGUGUCGCAAGGGGGCCAAGGCCAAGGAAAUACGGAAACCGAGCACGAAGGUAGACUUGAGGAUGAGGAAGCUGGUGUCAAGAGCCAAGGGCCUGCUGCAUCCCAGGGCCAAGGAGAAAACGAGACCCAAGGUGAAGGAAAAUGGGAGGCCACGGACUGUGAAGGAACAGUUGAGGUCUAGAACAAGAGAGGACAAGAGAUUAAACUCAAAGGCAAGGGAAGAGAAGGUGAAGAAUUCUGAGAAGUCGGUGAAACGCACUAUCCAGAAGCUAGCUAACAUCGGUCAAAACCGACCAGAUCUUUAG